Messenger RNA from Egretta garzetta (little egret), 3801 nucleotides. RefSeq names its product cadherin related family member 2 (gene CDHR2). The transcript is spliced from 30 exons. NCBI's taxonomy places the organism in Eukaryota, Metazoa, Chordata, Aves, Pelecaniformes, Ardeidae. The record is from RefSeq and is a predicted model, not a curated record. Gene Ontology annotation, molecular function: calcium ion binding; cell adhesion molecule binding. Gene Ontology annotation, biological process: homophilic cell-cell adhesion. Gene Ontology annotation, cellular component: plasma membrane. Bases 1 to 3801 code for a protein of 1266 amino acids.
AUGUCGGCCCCCGCCCUGGCCCCCACAGGCACUAUGGUCCAUCACGGGGAGAGGGGCGUGUGUGCCCACAGGCUCGCCGGCAGGAUGGCAUGGCCCUCGCUGCUGCUGCUCCCCUUCCUCCUGGCAGCAGUUUCAAGCAACACAGCCCCCUUCUUCAACAUGACCUUAGUCUACGUGCCUGAGGACCUGGAGUUGGGCCAGCAAGCUUUCCAGCUGGCAGCUAUUGACAUUGAUGGGGACCCGCUCACCUACCGCAUCAGCGGGCCAGAUGCCUUCUACUUCUCUGUCGAUCCCAAGACAGGCAAUGUGACGCUGAGGAGCUCCCUGGACCGUGAGCUCCAGGCCAAGCUCACCAUCAUGGUCGAGGUGUCCGAUGGGAUUAACGAAGUAGUCUCCAGAAAGCUCACGAUCAUCGUGGAUGACCGUAACGACAAUGUUCCUGUCUUCCAGCACCUGCCGUAUGAAACCUCCAUCCCUGAGAACAUGGAACUCAACAGCAUCAUCUACACCGUGUUUGCUGAUGACCGCGACAACGGGAAUGCCUCCAAAGUCAGCUACAGCAUUGAAGAGGUGAUCCCAGACAGCAUGAAGAAUCACUGGCUCUUUUACAUCCUGCCCAACGGGAGCGUGGUGCUCAAUGGUUCACUGAACUACGCCCAGAACACCUUCUACCAGCUCAAGAUCCUCGCCAAGGACGGUGGGGGGAUGCUGCACAACAUGUUGACCUUCCAGCAGAGCUCAACCUACCUGUCCCUGACCAUCCAGGACCUACCCAACCUGGACCCACGGUUCCUCAACGAGCCCUACUCUGGCUCUGUGCCUGAGAACUGUGCCCUGGGCACCACUGUGCUGACUGUCACUGCCAUGGACAGAGACACAGGCGUGAAUGAUGAAAUCUACUACAGCAUCACCAAUGCCAGCAUCCCCUUUGCUAUCAACACCACGACGGGCACCAUCACUGUGAGUGGGCCCCUGGACCGUGAGCAGCUGCCAAGUGAGGAAGUGCUGCUGGAAGUCAUGGCACGUGAGAAGAACCGGGACAUCCACAACAAGGUGGCACAGGCCAGCACCCUGGUGACAGUCAUGGUGACUGAUGUCAAUGACAACAAGCCCCAGUUCUACCACUGCUCCCUUCCCAGCUGCAACUUCUCCACCAGUGCCCAGAACAACUUCAGGGGCAACAUCGUAGAGCACUCGUCCUCCAGACUGCCUGUGUCCAACCUCAGCAUCGUUGCCCAUGACCCAGACAAGGGCAUCAACAGCAACUAUGAGCUGUACCUGCAGGGUCCAAAUGCCAGCGCCUUCACCGUCUCCCCCGCAAAAAUUGUCGGCACAGGGGAGGUCCAGCUCCUGGUGCAAGACCCAUUCUCUGUGGACUACGAGAUAAGCCAUGUCAUGGUGGUGCAGAUCGUUGCUAAUGACAAGGGGAACCCCAUGGACUGCUGCUCCACGGCCACCGUGACCAUCAAUCUCAUCGACAGCAACGACCACAUCCCCGAGUUCGUCCAGAGUACCUACAACCUGAGCGUGAUGGAGAACAGCCCUGCUGGCACUAUCAUCUCCCCAAACAUCACGGCCUAUGAUCCAGACAGUGGUGUCCUGGGCCAGAUCACCUACCAGCUGCUCCCAGAGAGCAUCCGUAAAAUCUUCACGGUGAAUGCCACAACCGGGGCAGUGCUGGUGCAGAAUGGGAGCUUGCUGGACCGGGAGACUCGCUCCAUCUACUACGCCAACCUCCAGGCCAAGGAUGGGGACAACCUGGUGGGCACAACCAUGCUGGAGAUCACCGUGCUGGACGACAAUGACAUGGCACCCAUCAUCACUGGCUCCUACUUCAUCUCGGUGGAAGAGGGGCAGAACGUCAGUACGCAGAUCCAGGCCAUCGAUAACGACGAGCCUGGCAACCGCAACAGUGAGUUGGGCUUUAAGAUCUUGCCAGGACCAUUCAGCAACAACUUCACCAUCAACGCAGCCACAGGUGAGAUGCACAGCAGGGAGCCGCUGGACCGCGAGGCCUUGGAAGAUGAGCAGGGACAGAUGGUGGUGACGGUGGAGGUGUACGACCAUGGCGUGCCGCAGCUCAGCACCUUGGUGAACGUCACUAUCACUGUGGGGGACAUGAACGACAAUGCACCUAUGUUCCUCAACCAGUCCUAUGAGUUCUCAGUCUUUGAAGACUCUCCAGGUAGAAGGUUCUUUGUGGGUGAGGUGGAGGGCAUAGAUGCCGACCAGACGGAGAUCAAUUCCCGCAUUUCCUUCCUACUUCAGAGGAGCAGUGGCUCCAGCAACUUCUUGAUCCGCUCGUCCCGCCUGGGGCCAGGGCACUAUGGUGGGAACCUGUCCAUGGACCCUGACCUGUCCCUGGACUAUGACAACCUGCAGCCUAAGUUCUUCUCCUUGGUGGUGCUGGCGGAGAACACGGCCGCCAACAAUGUGGGGGGGACUGCCAACGUCUCGGUGGUGGUCCACAUCCUAGACAUCAAUGACGAGCCCCCCACCAUCCUGCCUGCUUCACUGCAGGACGUGUACGUGAGCGAGAACGGCACGCAGCGGGGUGUGGUCCACACACUGGUUGCCUCCGACCCAGACACCAACCACUCGCUGGUCUUCGAGGAGCUGGCGGUCACCUGCUUCAAGGGGGCAAGCAGCGCUGGGGAGGUGUGUUGGGACUGGUUUGUGCUGGCACUCAACGGCUCAGUGCUGGUGAACAGCUCAGACAUUGACUACGAGCUGUGCGACAGGGUGGUGCUCACGCUGCGGGCUGAAGACCUGCGCACAAAGAAGGGCAACCGCUACAGCCAGAAUGUGGUUGUCCCCGAAAUCUCUCCUGUGGACCUGCAAGUGGCUACUGUGAAGGCCACAGAUGUUGACUCGGAGCUGAGGGGAACCAUCACCUUCUCCAUUGUCAGCGUGGUGCUCGUAGAGGACAAUGGGGUCAGCCGGCCCUUCGAGAACCUCUUCAAGGUGGUGACAACACCCGAGCAGGACAGCUACGUCGGGAGCAUCCAGGUGGCCAGCAACCUCGAUGGCUCGCUGAAGGGGCAGUACCAGGUGACGGUGGAGGCUCGGGAUGGCGAGGCACCAGUGCAUGCAGCACAGACUGUGUUGAACAUCUUCACAGUGGAUCAGAGCUACCGUGUUCGCCUCCAGUUCAUGAAAACAGUGGAUGAAGUCCAGAGUAACUCCAAAAAUAUCAAAGCGGCCCUGACCACCGCGACCAAGGCAGGGGUCUACAUAGUGGCCAUCCGGAGCAUGGAGGACACCCGUGCCUCCCGGGUGGAAGCCAAGUCAGUCAUGGAGGCGUACUUUGUCUACAGCAAUGGCACUGCCCUGGAUGUCAACCAGCUGAGUGUGCUCAUACAGUCCAACCCCCUGGUGCUGGCUGAGCUGGUGAACCUGGGCCUGGCUGUCAUUGUGAGUGGGGCCAGCUACAAGAGGAAGCUGAGUGCAAUGAAGGCUCUGAAGGCAGCCACAACAUUCAGCCCUGCCACAGUGCAGCAGGGAGCUGGCAUCCCUGGGACCAACCAGUACAAUGCAGAGGGAGCCAACCCCAUGCUGAACCUCUCAUUCGAUCCCUCCCACGACCUGGGCUUCCACGAGGACUCCAGCUCUGUGGCCAGCAUGAAUUCCCUGGAUGAAAACAUAGUAAAUGCACCGGGGGAUGACAACCUCAAGGCCAAGCACGGCAAAGUGCAGCUGACGGACCCCACCGAUGAGGAGGUGCUGGUGGCUGCCCUGAACCUCAAGGACCCCACCAAAACAGCAUACACCAACCAGACCUUCACCACCACAGACUUGUGA